AAGAUUGAAACUUACCUCAAUAGAAACUACACAUGACCUCAUCAACAAACAGAGAACUCAAAGACCUCAACUCUUCUUAAGAGUUAUGAGAAACUAAAAGGUGAAUACACUUAACAUGGAUGGGAAGAAGAAGAAGAGUAAAGUGAAAAGAGUUAGCUUUGUUGAGGAAGAAGAUGAUAAGAAGUAUCAUCAUUGGCUUGAUCGCAAGGAGAAGUGGGAAAUCGCGGUUAUUGUAAAGUCAGCUUCAGGGUCAGGUUCAGGUUCUUUCUCGAAUUUGAGUUGCUUGCUGGAAUCGGAGAGGGUCAUCGUCGAGGAGGGUUAUGGAGUUGUUCUUAUUAACACCGACGAAGCAGGAACUCUAUUGGUGACAAAUUUCCGUAUUCUUUUUCUGAGUGAAGGAACCAGAAAAGUCAUUCCACUUGGAACCAUUCCAUUGGCAACCAUUGAGAAGUUUAACAAAAUGGUGCUGAAAGUUCAGUCAAGCCCCCGUCAGUCUGACAAGAAUCCACCAAGACGUCUUUUACAGGUCACUGGCAAAGACAUGAGGAUAAUUGUUUAUGGCUUUCGUCCUCGCACCAAGCAGAGACGUAUUGUGUUUGAUGCAUUACUGAAGUGUAGCAAGCCAGAGAGAGUAUGGGAUCUAUAUACUUUUGCAUGCGGUCCUUCCAAAUUUGGUAACGCAAACCCAAAGGAAAGAUUGCUUAAUGAAUAUUUCCGUCUUCUCGGAAGAAGUUCAAUACGAGCAUCAAUGGAUAUGAUUGAAGAUGGUUCGUUCACAUUGUCCAACGAGCUGUGGCGGAUAAGCGACUUGAACUCCAAUUACAACUUGUGUCAGACUUAUCCAUUUGCUUUUAUGGUUCCAAAAUCCAUAAGAAAAAUCCUCUUCACUGAUUUGCCAUGUCUUGUUUUGCGCGCGUGUUCUUUCCGGGCAAGAUGUCGCUUACCUGUGAUCACGUGGUGUCAGCCAGGAAGUGGAGCUGUGAUUGCACGCUCAUCACAACCUUUAGUGGGUCUUAUGAUGAAUAUGAGGAGUAGUCUUGAUGAAAAACUUGUUGCUGCAUUCUGCUCUCAAUUACCUGGUGCUAAGGGAGAACGAAGGAAGCUUUAUAUUGCCGAUGCAAGACCUAGGAAGAAUGCAUUAGCCAAUGGAGCAAUGGGAGGUGGCUCAGAAUCAUCUUCCAAUUAUUUUCAAUCUGAAAUUGUUUUCUUUGGCAUAGACAACAUACAUGCAAUGAGGGAGAGCUUUUCCGCAGACACGGUGGUUGGACCUGGGGAGGAGAGCGUCUUAGCUGGUGCAGCAUGGAUAGCUGCACGUGUUGCUAUGGAGUCGGCAUCAGUUCUUGUGCACUGCAGAACUUUUGCUGGGUUUCAGGCUCUUGUCGAAAAGGAUUGGCUUGCUUUUGGGCACCCAUUUUCGGAUCGUGUAGGAAUGCCUAACAUAUCAGGAUCUGGUAAUUUUGACUUACCAAGGCAGUCUUCUUCUGCUGGAAGUUUCCCUUCAUCUCCUGUGCGUCAGUCUUCAGGAUCAGCAGCCUCACAAUCUUCAAGCUCUUCCCAUGGGCGUAACAAUUAUUCACCUAUAUUUAUGCAGUGGAUUGAUAGCGUUUCACAGCUAAUGCGGAUGUAUCCUUGUGCUUUUGAGUUCUCUCCGACUUUCCUGGUAGAUUUUAUGGAUUGCUUGCUUUCAUGUCGUUUUGGGAACUUCUUAUGCAACAGUGAAAAAGAGAGGGAACAAUGUGGGAUUGCUGAUGCCUGUGGAUGCCUAUGGGCGUACUUGACUGAUCUGCGUUCAUUUAGUGCAACUUCUCAUGUCCAUUGUAACCCAUUCUAUGAUCCUUUGAAAUAUGACGGCCCAUUACUACCACCAGCAGCAUCUCUAGCUCCUGCCCUUUGGCCCCAGUUCCAUCUGCGGUGGGCUUGUCCCGAGGAACUAAAGCUGCAGAUAUCGGGGUCCAAUGUAGAGCCAUGACAGUGAAAUAUUCUGAAAUGCAAAAGGAGAAAGAAGCAGCAGAAAGAAGAGUGGACGAGAUAUCUUUCGCA
This is a messenger RNA of Arabidopsis arenosa, 2040 nucleotides long. NCBI's taxonomy places the organism in Eukaryota, Viridiplantae, Streptophyta, Magnoliopsida, Brassicales, Brassicaceae. The record is from the annotation of a GenBank genome assembly.